AUGGGAGUUUUCAGAACCAGAUUACUGCUCUGGCUUUUGCCCGGGAUGGUGACUGGUGGAUUGGUUCGCCGAACGACUGAUGAGCAAGAGGAAAUGCCCUGCAGUACUUAUACCCUAGACGGACUAAUCUAUCUCGACUGCAAUGAGAGAGGGCUUAGUGAACUACCUGAAGGCUUGAACUAUGAGUCACAAGUGCUCAUUUUAACGAACAACAACUUCGCAACGUUUCCGUCGCAAUUGGAAAGCUUCACGCGCGUGCAAGUAUUGGAUCUAUCCGGUAACCAUUUGAACGUGCCGUUGCCCAGCUACAUAGAAAAUUGGACCAGCCUAAACACGCUUAAUUUAUCGAACAACAAUUACGAAAGUUGGCUAAACGAUGGCCGCCAAUACAAAUUCAGAAGACUGGAUCUGUCGAGGAACAAAAUAAAAAACAUUGAAGAAGAUUCGUUCAGUGGAAUGACCAAUUUGUAUUUCUUAGAUCUCUCUGAGAAUAGAAUAAACGAGUUUUCUCCGAAACUCCUUACGGCGGCAAAAAGUUUGAACACACUCAGAUUAAGUCGAAACUAUUUGUCUGAAUUACCGAAAUUUCAAUCGAAUUCCCUGAGGAGUCUUCAUCUAAGCUAUUGUUUGAUCACAAACUUACAGGUCGAUUCUCUGUCAGAAAUGACUUCGCUGCUCGAAAUCGAUCUAUCUUCGAACCAAAUUGAAAGCAUACCAGAUAAUUUUUCGUCCAACACUCUCCAGGAAUUGGACUUGAGCUAUAAUGAAAUUGGCUCGCUAACUGACCGCACGUUCUCGUCACUACCCCACUUAGCGGUAUUGAACUUGAGAGGGAACGAGUUCAGGGAGGUUUGGUCCACCUCACACUUCGCCUCGAAUCCAUUUCUGAGGGAAGUCCACGUGAAGGGAAACCGAUGGAACUGCGAAGGCUUUAGCGUCAAUCUUUUGCUCACUUACGAGUUCCUCACGAAAGAACCUUCGAAAAUUCACGAUAGAGCUUCCUUGAUUUGCUACGCGCCAUCGAACGUGACUCAGCUGAGUUGGCAACAGGCGUACAUACAAACUUGGCACCCCAACGCGUCUACAGUUGAAUCUUAUACGACACUGGCAGCUAUGGUCGGUAUUAUCAUUGGUAUAGUGGUGACAUCGUUAAUUUGUCGGGGCAUAAUUGCUAUAAACAAACCGGAUCCUCCGAGGCCUGAAACUGAGACGACUAUUGUGAAUCUCAACGGAACGCCACAAUCGCGGGCCGAGUCGGUCGUGAUGAGAGUGCCUCUGCGUGACGAGGACCUGCCUCCGACUUAUGACGAGGCUCUGUUGAUGCCACGAUUGAAUUCGUCAUUCCAUUCACUGCCCGAUUUUGUGGACGAUGAACCUAGUCAACGUUCUCGGAGGUCAAGAUCUAUUGGUGAUCUUACGGAGCACAGGCCGAGAGUGAACGAUCGACGAUCUGUCAGGCGAACCGUCGAAAUUCAUAUAACCUGA
Messenger RNA from Bombyx mandarina (wild silkworm), 1485 nucleotides. Its product is annotated as leucine-rich repeat-containing G-protein coupled receptor 4-like. The record is from RefSeq and is a predicted model, not a curated record. Lineage: Eukaryota; Metazoa; Arthropoda; Insecta; Lepidoptera; Bombycidae.